Messenger RNA from Achroia grisella, 1697 nucleotides. RefSeq lists its product as uncharacterized. The coding region runs from base 345 to 1469 and encodes 374 amino acids. The record is from RefSeq and is a predicted model, not a curated record. Lineage: Eukaryota; Metazoa; Arthropoda; Insecta; Lepidoptera; Pyralidae. The transcript is spliced from 9 exons.
CUCACAGACACGUAGCGUCUCGUAGCGUGUUGCGGCUACGUCGCGGUCCUACGAGCGUGUUGGUGCUCAUUGAACUUAGUGUGUCUCGCCUGUUGGAAUCAACACGUGUAAUAUAGUGAAUUGAUCUGGUUUAUUAGUUUUUGUGCUGUAUGAGUUUGGAAUGUCAUCGAUUGGUUCCAUGGUUACUUGAAGAAAUCGAGUAAAAUGUUGAAUAGUGGACGGCACGUUUUGUAAAUAACUCAAUUCCGAUAUGUCAGGAAAGAAUCCAAUAUUUGGAAAGUCGGUUUAAAAAUGAAGGAAAAUACAAGGAAGCCGCGCAAGAUCCGUCACGAAGCGGUCGUGACAUGACGUGUGGGCGCGACCUCUCUCCGCAUAAGUACAACAUGGUUUCUCGACUCGCUGCCAUUUUAAUAUGGCUCGGAAGUAGUGUACUUGGACUUCGUGAUAUACAAUUAAGCGUGCCUGAAGCGGUCGGUAUAGGUUCCAGCGCGACCCUCGGCUGCCGGUGGUCACUAGAUUCUGGGGAAACCUUGUAUACGGUGAAGUGGUACCACGGCGCGCAAGAAUUUUUCCGUUUUGUGCCUAAGGAGCUGCCUAAUACACGGGUUUUCUCCCAAACGGGCAUCAGUGUUGACAUUUCCCGGUCAGGUGCACAGCAAGUAGUGCUACAUGGUGCUACGCGGGUGCUCAGUGGUCGCUACAGGUGCGAGGUCUCGGCGGACGCGCCUUUCUUUCACACCGUUUACAAAAGUGCUUACAUGCGGGUUGUGGAGUUACCUGACACACAACCAAAUGUGCGAGCGCAGAAGAGUUGGUACUCCGUGGGGGACAUGUUACGAGCGAACUGCACGUCUCCUCCAGCUGACCCAUCUGCUAAUCUUACCUGGCUCCUUAAUGGUCAAGAGGUAAAAGGGCUCGAUAUCCCGCUGCACGACAUAUCGUAUGUGCAAAAAAAACCUGUGAUAACUGACACUUCGCUGGAAGAUGCAAAUAGAAUUAUAUUCAGUCCAUGGGACGCAAUCUCAGGCUUCGAAGAGCCGGUGACCGACAACGUAAUAGACAUUCCGGGCAAUAUCGAAGGCAUAGUGGGCAUUCCCGACAUUUAUAGCAAUCGGAAAAACAAGGAGGAAAGCGCCACCCGCAUCACGCCGAGAUCCGAGCAAAUAGCAAAUAAAUUGAACAUUAGUACAGAAGAAGAGAAAUCUAAUAAAUCAUCCUCGUUCAGCCAGCUUGUUAUAAGAGUACAGUCUGUACAUUUUCGCAAAGGUCGAUUAAAUGUGACCUGUGUGGCACGUGUACUAUCGGUAUGGUCGGCCAGCGGAGUGCUUCUUCUCGACGAGGAACGACCACAGAUUGCUCCAGUCAUGGGCAGCCGGGACUCCAACUCAGGUCCCCAGCGCGGUACCACGCACGUCGGCGCUUUAGCGUUGCUUCAUUGUAUAUUUUAUAGACAUUGGUCCAACCGAUGAUCAGAAGACUAAGAAAACAUGAUAAACUGUCAUUUUCUUAUCUAAAAUCCGUGUUAGACUUAUAAAAAGUUUAGUGAAAAGUUUAUGAACAAGCUGAUAAAGGUGUUUUAUCAGCAAUGUGAGUUGAAUGUAGUGAAUUUUAUACUUGUAAAUAGUUAGGUUUAUAUUAGACUACAACUUCUAUGAGAAAUAGUGAUGUUUUUGCUUGAUGAACUUUAUGUACGUACA